AUGUUAACAAUCAAAGUCAUAAGUUGCUUUCUGAUUUCAACACGUCUGGCAUACAACGUUAUUCGCCUUCGUCAAGAAAAUAAUAGAAAAGGUGGUUUUGCUGAGAUCAUUGGUCUGACGAAUCAUCGUUACAAUCCAGUUAUUACAGCUGUUAUAGCUAUUACACCUAAAAAUCUACUACAGGAUGCUAUUAAUGCUUGCCGCUCUAACUCGGGAGAUGUCAUCGAUAGUACCAGAGUCCAAAUUGUCAAUAUAAGUAAUGAAAGCCAACCAUGCUAUUGCGAAAUUAUACCUGAUAAUUUAUUACCCAAGACCGGAGUAUUACAAGGGAUUAAAAUUUAUUAUGUUCAAACGGAAAAUUUAUUUCAAACACAUAAAGAUCCUUUGACCCGUUUCGUGAAUAUCCUAAAAAGACUUGCAGAGGUUUUUCAACUCAAACAUGAAGCUAUCCAUGUAUUUUAUGAUAAGGAUUCAAGUUCAAUUGCAUUUAAUAGAGGAAAAGCAUUGUAUUUCAAUUUAAAAAUUUAUCUUGAAUUACAUGAAGAAGAAAGUAGUAUUAAAAUUACAAGUAAUGCCAUGACCUAUUGGUUCAUAACAGCUUGUCAUGAAUUAGCGCACAAUUUUACUACUGAACAUAAUUCCACGCAUGAAGUAACGUCAUUUUUCAUCGUUCGUAAUAGUUUAUAUGCAAAGUUUCUUAGAGAUGUUAAAGAAAUAUGA
This is a messenger RNA of Funneliformis mosseae, 720 nucleotides long. The record is from the annotation of a GenBank genome assembly. NCBI's taxonomy places the organism in Eukaryota, Fungi, Glomeromycota, Glomeromycetes, Glomerales, Glomeraceae.